UUGACGUAUAUAAACGAAAAAAGCCUUGAAAGCAAACGGUGCCUAAAAUGUGAAGGCAGUGGUACGCAAUUUUUAGGAACUUCCCGUGAUUUCAGUUCCAUCCUUUAUCAGUCCGAUAUAGUGCUACAUCCUGAUCGUCUGAAAGAGAUCGUGGAAGACUCGAUCGAUCCUUCAAAUGGAAGACGUAUCAAAAAACGCAAAGCUUUCGUUGACUACAUGUACCCGAAUACUAUUUGGCAACAUGGAGUACCGUAUUCCAUUCACUCCUCCAUAACUGGUCAAGCACUAGUUAAUGUACUCCGAGCAAUCGCCUUCUGGCAGAGCGAGACCUGCAUCGAUUUCCGGCCGCACACCACCGAGCAACAGUUUAUCCAGUUCAUCGGCAAUGACGAAGGAUGCUGGAGUACAAUCGGGAAGGAUGAUACCCUCGGUCGACAGGUGGUCAGCAUUGGCAAAGGCUGCGAACAUUUCGGUGUGACGUCACAUGAACUUGCUCAUUCGCUAGGAGUUUUCCAUGAACAGUCACGAUACGAUCGUGAUGCCUCUGUUAGGCUCAAUAAGAACGUUGUCUCACCAAAACUUCUCUUCAAUUUCGACAAGAUCAGUCGAAGAGAACUGAACACCUAUCGACUUCCCUACGAUGUUGGAAGCGUCAUGCACUACACACCUAAAGAAUUUUCGUCAUACAAGAAAAUUCCCGCAUUGACAACAGUUGAUCCGUAUCUGCAGCAGACAAUGGGACAAAUGGAAGGACCAUCUUUUCUGGAUGUGAUAUUGCUAAAUCUUCACUACAGCUGCACGGACCGAUGCCAACGACCACCUGCAUGUCAGAAUGGAGGCUUUGUUGAUAGCCGGGAUUGCAGCAAAUGCAAAUGUCCCAGCGGUUACGGUGGGGCUCUGUGUGACACGGUACAAACGUCGUUCACGAAGCGCUGUGGUGGCGAACUAAUCGCCCAUGAAGCCGUGCGACGGUUCGACAUCACUAUUAAGCAAAUUGGAAAGAAGAAAACGAAACAAUGUUUCUACCAUCUCAAGGCUCCUGAAGGUAAAAGAGUUCUUGUAAAUAUCAUACGAGUGCAAGGAAGAUGCAUAGAGGGAUGUUGGGAGGACGGCGUCGAGUUUAAAAUGACACUUGAUCCACGACCGGUCGGAUACAGGUUCUGCUGUCAACAAUCUCAUCAAGGACGAAUUCUGUCUAGGACAAAUGUUGUGCCUUUCAUUGUGACGUCAAGGAACGUGGGAAUCACCGUGGUAUUCGAGUACACCUUCGGUGAUUACAAUAUUUCAUUGUUGCACACAAAAGCUGAAGAUGUUUUGCAAACCGGUUAG
Angiostrongylus costaricensis is the source of this 1329-nucleotide messenger RNA. NCBI's taxonomy places the organism in Eukaryota, Metazoa, Nematoda, Chromadorea, Rhabditida, Metastrongylidae. The record is from the annotation of a GenBank genome assembly.